Messenger RNA from Raphanus sativus (radish), 2259 nucleotides. RefSeq names its product F-box protein At3g03040. The record is from RefSeq and is a predicted model, not a curated record. Lineage: Eukaryota; Viridiplantae; Streptophyta; Magnoliopsida; Brassicales; Brassicaceae. The transcript is spliced from 4 exons. Bases 82 to 2085 code for a protein of 667 amino acids. Gene Ontology annotation, molecular function: protein binding.
UUUCCAUCGAUUCAUUUGUUCAUCCAUCACUCACUCUUCUGUUUCUCUGAUUCUACGAGACUUGUAUUCGUAGCAGAGAAGAUGGAUGGUAUCGGAAACCUACCCGAAGAGGUUCUUUGUCAUAUACUGUCUUUCCUCACAACAAAGGAAGCCGCUCUAACCUCGAUUCUCUCCAAAAGAUGGCGAAAUCUCUUCACACUCGUCCCUAACAUCGACAUAGACGACUCCGUGUUUCUUAACCCGGAGGAAGGGAAGCGAGAAAGAGAAGGUAUCCUCCAAAGCUUCAUGGAUUUCGUGGAUAAAGUUUUAUCUCUGCAGGGCGAUUCUCCCAUCGUUAAAUUCUCCUUGAAAUGCAAAACCGGCAUCGACACAGAUCGUCUGAACCGUUGGAUAUGCAACGUCCUCCGACGCGGCGUCGCGAGCCUCGACCUCGUCCUCGAUUUCGAUAGAUCCGACGACGAUCUAGAUUCAGAUUACAUGUAUUUUCUGCCUAGAGAGCUGUUCGUUAGCCCCAAACUGGUGGAGCUGAGAUUGAGAAGCGAGUUCGGUGUUGACUGGUGGCGUGGAGGUAGUAGAGACACUCUCUUGCCAAUGGUCAAGACUCUCUGCUUUGAAUCCACGUGGAUUCUGUUGUGCGAUGACCUCGAGGUGUUUCUCUCUGCUUUCCCUGUUCUCGAGGAGUUCCACAUGGUUGGUAUUGAGUGGCCUGACUCGGAUGAAUCCGUGUCAAGUCAAAGCCUUAGGAAGUUAACUCUCUAUGCGGGAGGUUUCGAAGACUGGAGAAAUCCCAAGAGCAUUUCUUUUGAUACUCCGAAUCUAGUUUACCUCGAGUAUUCUGAUUACGUUGCCGCGGAUUAUCCCAAAGUUAACUUGCCCAAUCUAGCUGAGGCUGUGCUCGACCUUAAGGUGACUGGACAUCAGAUUGACUUAAUACGAGCGCCUGAUGAUGAAGAUGUUGUCUCUCUGCGUCUUGGAAACGUGUGGAAGCUCGUAAAAGGGUUGAGAAAUGUUCAGAGACUUUUCAUUUCUGCUGAGACUCUUGAGUUACUUUCUCUAUGUUGUGAGUCGAUGCCGGUGUUCAACAACCUCAAAACUCUACGUAUUGUUUCUGAUGCGGAUCUGGGAUGGCAAGCGAUGCCAGCUCUCUUAAGGAACUCUCCACAUUUAGAAACUCUAAUCCUCAAGGGUCUCUUACACCAUGUGACUGAGAAAUGCGGGGAUGUCUGUGACUGCAUACCUCGGGAGGACGACAAAGGUCGUUCGCUAUCAUCAUGUCCAGUGAAGAAGUUGGAGAUCAGAGGGUUUAAAGGAACAGUUAGAGAGAAAGAGAUGAUUAGGCAUUUCUUGGAGUCUUUCCCAUGUUUGGAUGAGAUGGAAGUAUAUGCCUCCGCCGACAACCAGAAUGAUCCUACAACAAACUUGCAAGUUAAUAGAAUUUAUAAAAUCGUUGCAUACAAGGUUCAGGGGGAGGAGGUUACCACGGAGACUGUGCUACAGUCUAAGAGCAUGUCCCAAACCCAGAUGGAGGAGAUCUCCUCUCAGUUUACACCCCGCAAUAACAGAAAUAUGUACGAUUUUGUUUACAUCUUGCAUGGAGCUCCUCCUCCUUCUCCGCCACCUCAGGAUAUGUCUGAGGACUACCUUAAAGAGCAGCUUGAUGCUGCUAACACCAAACUUGCGGAACUUGAUGCUGCUAAGACCAAACUUGCGGAACUUGAUGCUGCUAAUGAGACCGAACUUGCUGCUAAUAAGACCGAACUUGCGGAACUUGAUGAGGAAUAUAAGGAAAGGCAACGAGUCCUUGAUGCUAUGUUUGAUAGAAUUGUUGAGCAGAACCCGACGAUAGCAUCGGCAUUGAAGGCUCGACAAUCUGCAACAGAGGGGUCUAACGAUCAGGAGAAGAAGGAGCGGGACGUCGAGGCUCUGUUGGAAAUAAUGACGGACCUGUAUCCAGAUUUUGCAUCAGCGCUGAGGGUUAUGCGUGGUGGGACUGACUUAGAGCGAGGGGAGACGUCUAGGGAUCAGGGGGAGCUCGACCAAACUACUACGUCCACAGCUGUGGCAACAGACCGAGAUGGAAACUAGAUUUUAUGAUUGUUUUUUUUAAUUUGUAAAACUUAUAUACUGUAUGUUACAAAUUAUUAGGACAGGGCAUUUUGAUCGGGGGUUUCGGAUAGGAUAUUUUGGAUAUCGGGUAUGUCGGAUUGUAAAAGGAUGCUUAUCCUGUUGUCAGUAUCUUCUCCCUUCCUUAUUUUGAGA